This is a messenger RNA of Gekko japonicus, 1396 nucleotides long. RefSeq names its product EBNA1 binding protein 2 (gene EBNA1BP2). The coding region runs from base 333 to 1232 and encodes 299 amino acids. The transcript has 9 exons. NCBI's taxonomy places the organism in Eukaryota, Metazoa, Chordata, Lepidosauria, Squamata, Gekkonidae. Gene Ontology annotation, cellular component: nucleolus; preribosome, large subunit precursor; nuclear periphery. The record is from RefSeq and is a predicted model, not a curated record. Gene Ontology annotation, biological process: rRNA processing; ribosomal large subunit biogenesis.
UUCUUGCAUUUGGAGGCUGGUCUGGAGUCUCCGACUGGAAAUUUCAAGCUCGGGUUUGCAUCUAAGACUGUCAUGUUGUUUCCUGGUCAAGGUUUUCUGUGAUGAGCAGAAAUUAGUCGAGUAGAGGUUUUCUCGAUAUGUAGAUAUGGUGGGGAGCCCUCCUCUGCUGGGUUUUUGAUAAAGGUUCAGGAGCGCUACCAAAGGCAAACCUACCGCAUCUCUUUCAUGAUCUUUGGGAAGGAGUGUGCUUCAUUAAUUUUUUUUCCUGCUACAGUUUGGUGGUGGCGAAGUUUAGGUAUUCCAGAACGCAGCGUGCAGUGCUCCAGGCAGACAUGGAAGAUUUCUCAACGUCCUCAGAUUCUGAAGAAUCUGUUGUCACUGACCGAGAGCUUCAGAAAGCGUUUACUAAAGGUUUAUUAAAGCCAGGUCUAAAUGUUGUACUUGAGGGACGACCAAAGGCUUUCAACAAUGUGGAUGGAUUGAAACAGUGUCUAUCCGAAUUCCAGAGACAUUUAGCCUGGGUAGAAAGGCUUGAUGUGGCUUCUUGUCUGGAAAAAAAUGUUGCUUCUAGUCACAUGCCUGAUAAAGUUGCUGUCGACCCUGAGGAUGACUUCAAGAGAGAGAUGAGUUUUUAUCAUCAGGCUCAAGCGUCUGUGCUGGAAGCCUUACCUCAGCUACAUCGGCUCAAAGUCCCUACUAGGCGGCCUGAUGAUUAUUUUGCAGAAAUGGCAAAAUCUGACCAGCAGAUGCAGAAGAUUCGUCAAAAGCUGAAGAGCAAACAAGAAGCCAUGGAGAAGUCUGAAAGGGCUAAAAAGCUCCGUGCUCUGAGGAAAUAUGGCAAAAAGGUGCAAACGGAGGUGCUGCAGAAGAGGCAGAAGGAGAAGACCUCAAUGUUGCAUGCAGUCAAGAAAUACCAGAAAGGUCUCUCAGACAAGCUGGAAUUCCUGGAGGGAGAACAGCCACCACUUUCUCAGGGCAAAAAGAAAGAGGGGCCUGGAGGCCAAGUGAUAAAGAAAGGACCAAAUGCCAAACGACGCUACAAGAAUCAGAAAUUUGGUUUUGGUGGUAAAAAGAAAGGGUCCAAGUGGAACACUCGAGAAAGUCACAAUGACGUGUCCAGCUUUCGUGCUGGUGUAGCCCACUAUAAGGGCUCAGGGAAAGCAGGAAAAAAGGGUGCUAACAAGAGGCCUGGCAAAAAGAUGAGGCAGAAAAUGAAGAACCGUUCCCGAUAGAGAAUGAAAUGGACUUUUUUUUUCUUUGUAAAGUUUGGCAUUCUUCAGGAACUAGCUAUGGAAAUGGGAGGCGCUACUGUCUGAUGCUGAGUGUCCCAUGUUUGUUCAUGAACAACCACCAGUCGCUCCCUGCUGCCUCUCUUCCACACUGUUUUUUUCUUCUG